Molecule: messenger RNA, 1269 nt
Organism: Huiozyma naganishii CBS 8797
Lineage: Eukaryota; Fungi; Ascomycota; Saccharomycetes; Saccharomycetales; Saccharomycetaceae
Gene: RAD55
Product: putative DNA-dependent ATPase RAD55
Exons: 1
Coding region: 1-1269 (422 amino acids)
Biological process (GO): meiotic DNA recombinase assembly; DNA repair; reciprocal meiotic recombination
Cellular component (GO): replication fork; Rad51B-Rad51C-Rad51D-XRCC2 complex; Rad51C-XRCC3 complex
Molecular function (GO): ATP binding; ATP-dependent DNA damage sensor activity; four-way junction DNA binding
Source: RefSeq, a predicted model, not a curated record
AUGGUUGGCGUAUUACUAUCACAACUAAUCACUGAUGACAAGAAUUUGCCGCUCAAGAGUGGUAUCCCCUCAUUAGAUGAACAUUUGAACGGCGGGUUUGCAAGAAGGUCAAUUUAUGAAAUAUUUGGCCCGCCUGGUAUUGGGAAAACAUUGUUUGGCAUUCAAUUGAUCAACGUCAAUUUUCAUGCUGGUGGUGAGAAAGUUCUCUGGAUAGACUGCAACAAAGCCAGUCCGAUGAGUUGUAUUGAUAGCGGUAGUGAACGUAAUGUAUCGCACGUAUUCAUUCAUAAAAUUUCUGAACUGUUAAUAUUCUUACAGAACUUGAUGCUACCGGAUAACGAGUACCCGCCAUAUUCCCUCAUUAUUGUGGAUGGAUUUUCGCAGUUAUUGAACAACAAUCUGAAUGUGAUUAGCAAAAGAAGGGAAAAGUACGAUCCCUUCUACUUACACACUGUGAAAUGCAAGAACUUGGUGUUACUGUUAAGCAAGAUGACCAAAUACGCGCACAUCAACAACAGUACUAUACUUCUUCUCGACGACUCUAUGAAUACCACAUACCAACAGCACUUGCUCUCGGCGUUAGAUAACAGCACGCUAGGAAUUGUUGCUGAUGGAAGCAAUUUUUUUGUCUCUGACUCUGCGGCAAUCGCGCAACGUCGGAGGAAUGUGCACACUUUGAAGAGUGCCCUGGUGGCCAACGCUGGGAUGGGGAACAAAGAUUCCAAAUGGGAAAUAUUCCUGAAGUAUCGUAUCGGCCUGUUUUGGGACUUCCUCAACAAGAAAUCCUACAUGAAAAAGGGGAGCAACAAGCUCUAUAGAACCCGAGUAGCUAUAGUAUACGACCUGCAUGGUAACAAUGCAGAGAGGGGCAAGUCUCCACGAGACGGCGAGACAAACUCAAACGGGAAGAGACCGAGGAUAUGGGGCAAUUCUACCCCUGUUCCCCAAUACAACUCCGAGGACCAUGUGGUUGUCCCCUUCCAGUUUCCCCUCGCUUACGGGCAACAAGAACAAGAACAAGAACAACGGGAGUCGACCCCACCUGAUCUUCAGGCCGCAAACUUGCAACAGGCGGCACCCUUACAUUCUCCCCUGACGCAUCCAACAGUUCUAACCUCUUUCCAGAAUUCUGUGUCCAGCAGUUUGCAACUAUCCUCCUUCACAACCAACUCCUCCACCUCCCCCACGUCAGCAUCCCCGACAGACGACCACCACCUGUUUCCCUCAGCGAACGCUGCCGAUGACGUGGCUUACGAUAGCGACGUCUAG